Messenger RNA from Colletotrichum truncatum, 5952 nucleotides. RefSeq names its product COPII coat assembly protein SEC16. Lineage: Eukaryota; Fungi; Ascomycota; Sordariomycetes; Glomerellales; Glomerellaceae. The record is from RefSeq and is a predicted model, not a curated record. Gene Ontology annotation, biological process: autophagy; Golgi organization; COPII vesicle coat assembly. Gene Ontology annotation, cellular component: endoplasmic reticulum exit site; ER to Golgi transport vesicle membrane.
AUGACUGUCGAGACCGCGAACGCCUCAUGGCAUCCGGCCUUCAUGCCCAAUACUGCCAGUGGCAAUACAUCCGCUGAAGCCGCAGCUCCCUCGAGCGCAAAUCUCGAUGCACCACCUCCACCUGUCCACGCCGAAAAACAAAAUCCCCAAGAAGACGUCGAGUCUUCACGCGAAUCACAAGAAUUAUCUUCAUGGGACGAUGACCCUGAAGAAGAGAGUAACCCCUGGCUGGCAAAUGACGCCGACCAGGAAGCAUCCGACGAUUGGCCCGUCUUCGAUAAACCAGCAACGAGUUCGCCAGUUGAAUCCAAGGACACCAAGGAAGCCCCCAACACCAGUGAAGUUCCAGACUCGGAAUCAGCACUGGCUUCUACUGCCCAGGAGACCUCGAUCGAGCCAGAUACCCCAAAGGAGGCCGCAAAAUCAUCUGGUCAUACUUUAGGACACACCAGCAACGACUCGUUCACGCGGACAGUGGCCCACGACGUCAACUGGGACGACGAACAUGAUAGUGAAUGGACACUCUCCCGAACCGACACCGAUCCUUUCAAGUUCAUGCCGCCGAGCGACAGAACAAACUCGUUCCCGCCCGUACCGCCAGUCGGAGCUUCGACCUCCGCUCCUGGAGAGGAACAUCCGCUCCCCUCCAAUCAAGCCGAAGACCUGAUGAAUGAAAUUGAGAACACCUCGGAUCACCACGACGAUAUCGGAGAUAAACAGACGAACAAAGCCGUAACUGGGUUUGAUUAUGGGUUUGGGGAUGACACGGAGAACGACCAUCAAUACGUUGGCCGCGACGUGUCCAUUACGGAUCACGAAGCUCUUGGUUCACGAUACGAAGAAGGAGUGCCUCUGAUUUCUCAAGACGAAAGCAAUGAGGACGCGCCGCAAUCCGAACAACCGCUCCACGGGUUUGACGAUGAUACAGCUGGAGAUGAUGACUUUUUCAGCCAGAUCAAGGGCUCAAACAAUGACGAAUUUCCAGACUUUGAUGGCAAACAGCCGUUGGAGCGUAAAUCUACCAUGCAGGUUCUGGGCGCUCUUGACAACCAUACAUUGUCAAGAACAGACACUCUUGACGAUAUGCUGGAAGAGGACGAGGAUGAGGAGGCGCAAGAGGCUAAUGCUGCCGCGUCGGAGCCAACAGCGCCGGAGACCACCCAACCUGAGACUACACAGGUUGAGGAAGCCGAGGCCAAGCCUUCCGAUGAUCUGGCCGCCAAAUGGGAGCAGGCAUUUGCAGACGAUGAUGAGGAUGAUUUCUUACUCGAAGAAGCGCCUGAGGACUCUGGCGAAGGCAAGCCUGUCGACCCUUCCGCGUUCUUUGGUAGCGACGAUGAGGGAUUCCUUGAAGAUGACGAUGAGCCACAGACGACAGCUCCUGCCCCCACACCUGGUAUCCAAGGACGAUACACCCCGCAAGCACCGGCUGCCGUUCCCCAGAGAGCUAGUUCUUUUAAUUAUGCCCCAACGCAGGCAGCUUCGUCCCUGGCCGCCCAGCCGCAAGUUCCAGCUUCACCAUUUAUGGCCGCUUAUGGUGGCCAGCCUUCACAACCAUCCGCCCCUUAUGGAGCACAACAACGUCCCGAGCCUCCCAAAGCUCAAAGCUUUGCGGCUCAAUCUAAAGGCGGCUAUACAUCACCGUACGACCUUCCCAUGGAAGUGGUUGUCCCUAAAAAGCGAGCAAGUGCCCAACAACCCCUCCGAAGCCCUUCAACUGGGCCAACAUCGGCUCCUCCGCCUAGAAGCUCUAGUAUGCAAACGCCUACUCUGCCUCCGCCCAGGACAGCGUCGUCCGGCGCUUCUCCGCCGCCACCAAGUCAAUCUCAGCAGCCCUCGACAGGGGGCAAGCCUGCCCCGGCACUGCGCAACAAGGAAAGUUUCUUUGAGGAUCUGCCGAUAACUUCCAAGCCCCGAUCUGCUUCCCGACAGAGCCAUCGUGUCUCUUCCCCGGCCCCAGCUGGCCCACCUCAGCCCCUUGGGCCUCCUGUGCAAGGCCAACUUGCACCGUCGCCUCUGUCGCCCCCCAUCGAUGCUCCGGGCAUGUCUCGUUCCGCAUCUGGAGGCAUCCCGAACCUCGUGCUGGGCGAGCGCCCCAACCCGUAUGCGCCUCAGCCAGCUCAACCGCAGAUUCCAGGUGUUCCCAGCAAUGCCAGGUAUUCUCCUGCUCCCCCGGCGGCACCAGCAGCAAACGGUGCUAGCCGUCCAUCGUCUUCGAGCAGAUAUUCUCCUGCGCCAACGGGUCCGAGACCGCCUGUUCCUGCUUUCCAUUCAUCUACCGCCCCUCCAACAGUGCUGCCGCACUUGCCUAGAACGUCGAGCCCUUUGGCACACUUUGAGGUUUCGCGCGAAGCGCCCACCAUCAAUGGUGACCAUAGUCAGGUUGAUCGUAGGUCGAGCCACAGCCUUGAGCCGAGGAUCACGAGGGUUUCGUCACUGCCCGUCACCCGUGAGGUUGACGAAGAGGAUGAUUCCAAGCCUGCGCAGCUAAACAACGGCGUGCCCCCUGAAUCUCGGUACAGUCCAGCACCACCAAUGGCAGCUAGACAGACGCCGCCGCCGCCUUCCUCUCACGGCUCUCUAGCGCAUUCGACCUUGUCACCCCCAAAGCGAUCUACAUCCAACUACCUACCGCAGGCUGCUUUGCACGAGUCACCGCCCGACAACAGAUUUGUUCCACCUCCUAGGUCUCAAACACAAUCACCGGGUUCUUCUCACGGACGCCCGUCAUCCCAACCUGUUGCUCGCCCAUCUUCGGUGCACAGUCCAACAUCGCCUCGGGCUACCAGAUCCUUCCAAUCAACACAUGCUCCUGUCACUCGCCCACGUGGACCAUCACAAAGUCUCAACAUGGUCGCGCCGACAGAUGGUCGUGAGAACGAUCCCCUGCAGAGAUGGAAGGGUGCUCCUAUCAUCUCUUGGGGUGUUGGCGGAACGAUGAUCACCUCAUUUCCCAAAAAUGUGCCGCGUUACGGUAUUGGUCAGACAGCUCCGAUGAUCAUUCGCAGCCCAGGAGAAGUUCACGUUAAGCAUGUGAAAGAUAUUCAGCCACUUGAGGAGAGACUGGCGAAGUUCCCUGGACCCCUCAAAGGAAAGUCAAAGAAGAAGGAGACGAUUGCUUGGCUGACUGCGGGCAUUGAAACGCUUGAGCAGCAACUGCCUGAUAUGUCCUUUCAAACUCAACUUUCGCAUGAGCACAAACGUGCGGUCGAAAGAGUAUUGCUCUGGAAGAUUUUGAGGAUCUUCAUUGAAUUUGACGGCGUUCUGGAAGGUACCGGUGCCGUUGAUAAGGCUGUGAGGGAUGUGCUUGCCCCUGGUCUCACUGUUGAUGACGGCGAACCCACGCCUGGCUAUGGAGCCGCUAUCGGUGGCGAAACACUCCAGGAACCUUCUCUGACUCAGAUGAGAGCGGAUGCCGUGGACUUGUCUUCAAUGGACCAGAUUCGCAAGCAUCUUCUGAUUGGCGAGCGCGAGAAGGCCGUUUGGGCUGCAGUUGACAAGCGGCUCUGGGGUCACGCCAUGUUGAUUUCCAACACUGUGUCUCCUGAUUUGUAUAAACAGGUGACACAGGAAUUUGUGCGCAAAGAGGUGAACUAUCCGGGCCACAACAAUGAAUCUAUUGCAGCGCUAUACAAGGUCCUGUCUGGCAACUUUGACGAUUGUGUGGAUGAGCUUGUUCCUGUCCACGCCAGAGCCGGAUUUCAGCUCGUCAACACCACAUUAGCCACCGGUCCAACCAAAAACGCAAUUGAAGGAUUGGAUAAAUGGCGAGAAACCCUGGGACUGAUUCUGAGCAACAGAAGCACGGAAGAUAUCCGGGCAUUGAACGCACUGGGCAACCUGUUGUCCUCUUAUGGACGAGCUGAGGCGGCACACAUUUGCUUCCUGUUUGGGCGAAUGGCGACCAUUUUUGGAGGCCUGGACGAUGCGGCCUCAAACUUCGUCUUGGUCGGCGCCGAUCACAAGACCCAGGGCGAGCAGUUUGCUAAGGAAACUGAAGCCUUGUUAUUGAGCGAGGUGUACGAGUUUGGACUCUCCCUUUCCGGCAGCUCGGCCCUGUCUACUGGCGUGCCACACUUGGCCGCGUACAAGCUUCAGCAUGCUAUGACACUGGCGGAGUACGGACUGCGCGAUAAGGCACUCCAGUAUUGCGAGGCAAUUGCUGGUUCGAUAACAUCUCAGACCAAGAGGUCUCCUUAUUAUCACCCGAUUUUGGAAACUGCGGUAGAGAACCUUCGAGCGAGGCUUAAGCAGGCUCCCAAGGAAGAGUCAUCAUCUUGGAUUUCGAAACCCAGUAUGAACAAGGUAUCAGACACAGUCUGGAGCCGUUUCAACAAGUUCGUUGCUGGCGAUGAGAACGAUAAUUCUGCAGCAGGCGGUUCCGCAGAGGGUGGUGUCGAGUCUGGACCGUUUGCCAGGCUUGCAGGUGGCACGCCUACUAUCAGCCGCUCACCUUCGGUAUCUAACUUUGAACCGAUGUAUGGUGGUGCUGCCUCUGGCUUCCCUGUCGGCUCGCCGCCAGCGGCAGUUCCUAUACCCGCUACCAGAGCAGCAUCUCGCUACGCGCCGGUCUCGUCUCAGACCCCCCUCUCCAGCUCAUACGAGCCUGGCGCUGGGUACACACCUGCCCCCGCUUCAGCUGGACGUUCGUCGAAUGAAUUUUCUCGCAGCCCUUACGAGCCUGGUUCUGGGUACAUGCCUGCACCAGCUUCGGCCGGGCGUUCUUCGAAUGAGCUCUCCCGUAGUCCCUACGAGCCUCGAACUUCGAUGGACUCGCAGCCUGGCUACACGAAUGGGGGAUACGUACCGCAGACGGGGCCUUCACAAGGCUACACACCAUCAACCUCUAACUUUGGGCAAGACGCAGCCACGUCUGCUCAAGUUCAGUUGGGAGGCGCCCUGGCUUCUCCUGUGCAACCGACAACGGGCUCACCGUACCAAAGCUACGAUCCUUACGGUGCAAGCCAACUGCCCACAGUCCCCUCCACGGAGGCUGAGACCCAAAACACCACCCAGGAUUCAAACAAUGACCUCUCCGGCUCAGGCUACCAACCACCUUCGUAUGGGUAUGAGCCUCCAUCUAUGGUGCCAAACGAUGAACCUGAAUCGCAAUCUCAAGAGGCCGCUGGCUCCAGCAGCUACGAGCCUCCCACGUACCAACCGUACAGCUACGAACCGCCUUCGUAUAACCCUGAGCCUGAAGAGGAUGACGAGUCUGCGGAGCGGAAACCGAAGCCCAAAAGCUUCAUGGAUGAUGAUGACGAUGAUGACAUCCCCGCUCUCAAGGCUCUCAAGCCGCAGGAGAAGAGCAAGGCCGAAAAAGAUAGGGAGAACGAUGAAAUGUUCAAGAAAGCAGCGGAAGAAGAUGCCAAACGAGCAGCAGCAGCACAACAACAGAAGAAGGGCUGGGGCUUUAGCAGUUGGUUUGGAGGCAGCAAGAAGGACGCGACUAUCGAUGCUGCGCAGCCCAACAAGCCUAUUAAGGCCAAACUCGGCGAAGCCAACAAUUUUGUGUAUGAUCCAGACCUGAAGCGCUGGGUGAACAAGGCUGCAGGUGCAGAAGCGACCCAGGCAAAGACAGCGACGCCGCCCCCGCCAAAGGCCGCUCCUCGUUCUAGCACGGGAACACCGCCCCCUCGUACAAUGACGCCACCCAUGGGCCGAGCAAGCGCGCCUCCCGGUGGCCCAUCUGGUCCGCCCGUCUCGAACCUUGCCAAGGCACCCUCUCAGGAGAGCCUUGGUGGCCCGCCGGGACCCCCAACUGGCAUGAUGCGCUCAGUAUCAAACACCAGUGCCACUGGUGGUCCUCUCAGUGGCCCCCCGAGCCGACCAGCGACCAGCAUGAGUAAUGCCAGUAGUAUCGAUGACUUGCUAAGUGCCGCCGGCCCGCGGAAGCCGGGAGCCAAAAAGGCGAAGAAGGGUGGGCGAUACGUCGAUGUUAUGGCUAAAUAG